AUGUCCCCUCGUGAUGACCCUUUGUCCCUUUACACGGAUGGGUCUUCCGCCUGUGUUCUGCACUUCUUUGACCCCACUACCUUUGGUGGUCUAGUGUGGACUUACCUCGGAGUAGAGGAGUGGGCCAGAUUGGCACAGUGUUGCCGUAUGACCAGAGCAUGGUCUCGGUUAAUAACAGAGACCUCUAGGGCCCAGGGGUAUCCCCAAUGGCUUGGGGCCUGUACGUCCGUAGUCGAGCUUGCCCUCAUGGCCAGGUCUAGUCGCUUGGCUAUGGGGGCCUUCAUCCUCAGGGUCGCUUUGGAACCCCAACAGGUACGGGACGCUGGAGACGCCAACGGUCGCGCUAUAUUGGACAUUCUCAUGGACGAAAGGCUGCUUGGUCUGGCUGGCCAUGUUGUUCGAGCUGGCCCUUCCGUGUGCAGAGUCACUAGAAUGACCACAGAUGCCCUCAUGACCGCGGUCUACAAAGGCGAUGAACGGGCUGUUGAAGUUUUGAGCCGGUCGGGCAUUGACCUUGGAACGGUGACCACUAUACCGAUCGAGGUCUCGGCCGAUGGUGUACCCCAACAGACCACCAGCGCCAUGGACCCUCUCAGUCUAGCCAUCUGUACAAGGCGAGGGAGUAUAGUAGAGAUUCUCCUGGAGGCCGGAAGUGAACCAUCUGCUCAGUCUCUCGCGUGGGCGAUUGAUCGCAAGGAACCGUGCAUGCUUAGACAAAUGCUGCGGUACAUACCCUCCCCUCUGCCGAGCAGUCUGCAGUUUUUGCUCCACAUGGCGGCCUCCUCAGGGGUCCCUGACUGCGUUGACGCCCUCCUGUCCGUUGGUUGUGAUGUCAACGGUGAGGACCCCGAAGGUAUGAGACCACUCGAUCUGUGUCCUCGGAGGGGGAAGGCCUACACCCUCAUACAGCGUGCAGAUCGGUCGUGUGCUGAACAACGACUAUUAGAUUGGCAUCUGGUGGCAGCGUCGGCUUGUGGGUCUCGCAUAGCCGUCGAAGCACUACUGGACUGGGGGGCCGACCCCUCUGCCAUGGUCAAGUCGUCAUCACCUCCCAAUAGGGAUGUCUGCACGAUAGAGACUAAUCGUCUUCAUCCUGCUAAGGUUGACCCCAUUCCACUGCGGAAAUUCUCCAUGACGGCUCUGCAUGCUGCUGCUUGUCGAGGGCAUUCAGCUGUCUGUGAGACUCUCAUGAGCAAUCCUCGUACACACAUGCACCACCAAGCUGCCCGACUAGCACGUCAGUCUCUAUGGUGGAAUCCACUAGUAGAAGGACCCAAUCGCUCGCCUGUUAUGUUGUCUAAUCGUGGCCGAGUUGCUUCUGAGCUCGCCUGGGAGGCCGGGUAUUCUAAGCUUGCUUCGAAACUGGAUUGGGAGAUGAUUAUUCGUAAAGUUUGUGAGGACGCCAAUGCAGCGACCGUUCCACAAGGUGAGACUGUAUCAGGAGUGGCACCAGCCGAGUGUGCUAAGGCACGAGCAUGA
Molecule: messenger RNA, 1479 nt
Organism: Perkinsus marinus ATCC 50983
Lineage: Eukaryota; Perkinsozoa; Perkinsida; Perkinsidae
Exons: 13
Coding region: 1-1479 (492 amino acids)
Cellular component (GO): nucleus; cytoplasm
Molecular function (GO): protein binding
Source: RefSeq, a predicted model, not a curated record